Molecule: messenger RNA, 740 nt
Organism: Neolamprologus brichardi
Lineage: Eukaryota; Metazoa; Chordata; Actinopteri; Cichliformes; Cichlidae
Product: tripartite motif-containing protein 16-like
Molecular function (GO): protein binding; zinc ion binding
Source: RefSeq, a predicted model, not a curated record
AUUCACUGCAGAAACAUGUUGUUGAGAUCAGAGCUCAGAUUAGUUUCAGUUAUAAGGAAGAGAAACUCACACAGUCACUGACACUGAGAGGAGAAAUGGCGCAGAAAGGAGUUCAGCUGGACCGAGAAACCUUCUCUUGUUCCAUCUGUUUGGAUCUACUGAAGGAUCCGGUGACUACAGCCUGUGGACACAGCUACUGCAGGAACUGUAUUAAAGGUUUCUGGGAUGAAGAGGACAGGAAGGGAAUCAACAGCUGCCCUCAGUGCAGGAAGACUUUCACACCAAGGCCUGUCCUGGAGAAAAACACCAUGUUAGCAGCUUUAGUGGAGCAGCUGAAGAAGACUGGACUCAAAGCUGCUCCAGCUGAUCACUGCUAUGCUGGACCUGAAGAUGUGGCCUGUGAUGUCUGCACUGGGAGGAAGCUGAAAGCCAUCAAGUCCUGUUUAUCUUGUCCAGCCUCUUACUGUGAGAAACACCUCCAACCUCACUAUGAUGUAGUUCAGUUUAAGAAACACAAGCUGGUGGCCCCCUCCAAGAAGCUCCAGGAGAACAUCUGCUCUCACCUAAGGGCAACACAGGAGGCAGAGCUAAGGGCAACUGACCUGGGUACUGAACAAGAAAUGACUGGGCUGAUGACCGGGCUGAAGUCUGGGCGGCUGACCAGGCUACGGGCUGAAGUGGUGGUUGUGGUGGAAGCAGAGCAGGUGGUUGAGUGGCUGACUGAGCUCCCGGCCGGGUAG